AUGACUGCGAAAGGUAUCCCAGAAAAUAUCCCUCUGGGAUGUUUACUGAAGAGGUGGAAAAGUGAAGGGUUUUUCCAGGAGAUGAGUAAAGAUAAAAUGAUUGAUUAUUGUAAUCAUUGGUGGCCGGAAUAUAAGCGAGAGGGGCCGUCAUGGCCAGAGAAUGGUACUGUGGAUUUUGACACCAUAAAUUCGUUAAUGCGCUAUUUGGAGGCCAGUGAAAAAUGGGAUGAAAUACAGUAUUUAGACUUGUUUCAUUUACUGCGUCGUAAAAAGGAGUGGCAAACCGAGUGCGGAAUAAUGGUGCUGGAGAUGAAAGAAUCUGAGUGCGGGGGGGAGAAGUGUUGUAAAAAGGAAUCUAAAUGUGUGCGGUGUUUAGCUUUAAAAUCCCGGACAGAAGAAGAUUUGUCUUUACUGGUGUCACCAGGCGCGCCUUCCACUGCACCCCUCCCUUCUGCUUCACCCCUUCCUACCGCUUCACCCCUCCCUUCUGCCUCACUUCAUCCCUCGCUGUAUCCGCCGUUACCUGAAAGUAGUUCGGAGGAGGAGGAUGGGGAGGAUGAGGAGGCGACAAACAUUACAGUGGCACCAGGGAAUGCUAAAAAGGUUGCUAUACGUCUUCCAAUCCCUUCCCCGCGAAAUACUCCCCUCGCAGCACGAACUAGACAGGGACGUAAAAAUCAUGGGGGACCCCAGUUAAUCGCCCCUUUAAGGGAAGCGGUGGGACCCCAAAAAGAGAAGGUGGUUGUAAAAGUGCCUUUCUCCCCAGGAGAUUUGGUGAUUUGGAAGCAGUCAGCAGGUAAUUACCGUGAGAAUCCUGAAAGAGUGGCACGGGUGGUUAAGAUGAUUGUUAGAACUCAGAACCCGGACUGGAAUGACAUGCAGGUUUUAUUAGAUACCCUAAUGGAUUCUACUGAGAAAGAGAUGGUGUUGCGGGCCAUGAAAGAGCGUGCUCGGGAAAUGAUUAGACUGUAUCGAGUUGGGGAAACCGUGAAUGACUUGGUUCCGAGUGAUGAUCCGGGAUGGGACCCGGACAAGGCUGAAGGGAUGGAAUCUAUCAGGGCGUACCAGGAGUUGUUGGUAGAAGGAAUCAGGACUGGGAUGCCUAAAACACUAAAUUGGUCGAAGUUGUAUUCGGUCAAGCAGGAUAAGAAUGAAUCUCCUUCGGCAUUUUUAGAACGCCUUAAGGAGACUGCUAGUCGCUUCACUGAUUUGGAGAUCGACAGUGAAGCAGGAAAAUUGCAGCUUGCUUUAAUCUUUUUGGGUCAGGCACAGGAAGAUAUACGUAAAAAACUGCAGAAAUUAGAGGGUCAGGAUACUCGGGACUUAGAUAAAAUACUAGAAGUGGCUUGGAAGGUUUAUAAUAACAGAGAAAAAGAAACGGCCAAGAAACAGCAGGCGAAUCUAUUAGCUAUAAUGCAGCAAGCCGAACAGGACUUGAAGGUCAGGAUUGAUAUUGAUGGGAAAGAACAAGAAUUUAUCGUGGAUACGGGGGCAACACAUUCAGUUUUAAACAAAAGGUUGGGACCUAUUAGUGAUACUACCAUACAGGUGGUGGGGGCAACAGGACAAUUAGAAGAAAGACCCUUCUUACAACCAUUAAAUUUGAGAUUUGGAGGAAAAGAAUUAGACCAUCAGUUUUUGUAUAUGCCUAAUUGCCCCAAGCCAUUGCUUGGCAGAGAUUUGUUGUCAUCAUUAAAUGUCAGAAUUAUAUUCGAAAAUGGGAGAGUAAAAUUAGAGGUUCCGGGAGAAGAAAUUGCUAAAUUGUUUGUAAUAAAAGAAAUUGAUCCCUCUCCUAUUCCUAUUGAAGUAGAUCACGCUGUGGUACCUUGGGUAUGGGAGUCGGGGAACCCAGAGAAAUCAAAAGCUGCUCAUACGGUGGUAGUAGAAUUAAAAGAAGGUGCUCAGCCAGUGAGAAUAAAACAAUACCCAAUCAAAUUAGAAGCUAAACAGGGUGUCGCUCCUUUGAUAACUCAGUUUUUAGCACAAGGAAUUUUGCAGGAAUGUGAAUCAGACUUUAACACUCCUAUUUUUCCAGUUAGAAAACCGAAUGGUAAGUAUCGACUAGUGCAGGAUUUAAGGGCAAUUAAUAAUAUUGUCAAAGACAUUCACCCAGUGGUUGCCAAUCCGUAUACUCUAUUAACAUCUGUGUCAGAAAAAUUUAAAUGGUUCUCUGUUAUUGAUUUGAAAGAUGCUUUCUUCUGCAUCCCUCUGGCAUUGGAAAGUAGGAAAUAUUUCGCGUUUGAAUGGGAAAAUCCUGACACUGGAAGGAAGAGACAGCUCACCUGGUCUCGACUGCCGCAAGGAUUCAAAAACAGCCCUACAAUAUUUGGAAAUCAAUUGGCAAAGGAAUUAGAAGAGUGGAAGACUGCUGAGGUAAGAGAGUUACCUUCCUCUUAUGUUGUUCUCCAGUAUGUGGAUGAUAUCUUUUUGGCAACAGCAGAAAAAGGAUUGUGCCUGAAAUUGACUAUUGCUCUGUUGAAUAUGUUGGGCCAGGCUGGCUACCGAGUGUCAAAAGAAAAAGCACAGCUGAUAAAGGAGAGUGUAAUAUACUUGGGAUGUGAGAUCACCCAAGGCCAGAGACGACUGGGAGUCAAUCGAGUGGAAGCUAUUUGUGCUAUUCCCCUUCCCAGGAACCAUCAGGAACUAAGGUCUUUUCUGGGAAUGGUGGGAUGGUGCAGGCUGUGGAUUCUGAAUUUUGGACUUCUAGCUAAACCAUUAUAUGAAGCUCUGAAGGAACCGCAGUUGAGCUGGGAUCGACAGAGGAAAAAGGCCUUUGAAGACUUGAAACAAGCCUUGAGAGAAGCUCCGGCAUUAGGCCUUCCCGAUUUAAAUAAAGACUUUCUAUUGUAUGUAAAUGAAAGACAGAAACUGGCACUGGGAGUGCUAGCUCAGAGACUUGGUUCAUGGAAACGCCCGGUAGGGUAUUUUUCGAAACAACUAGAUACGGUAAGUGCUGGUUGGCCGUCAUGCUUGCGGGCAGUUACGGCCACAGUGAUCCUCAUCCAGGAAGCCAGGAAAUUAACUUUGGGCAGGAAAAUAGAGGUAUUUGUGCCUCACAUGGUACUGGCAGUCCUGGAACAAAAGGGGGGUCACUGGCUUUCAUCCAGCAGGAUGCUGCAAUACCAAGCAAUCCUGAGAGAACAAGAUGAUGUGGAUCUAAAAAUGACUAAUCAUGUUAACCCAGCAGAAUUUCUCCGCAGUGAGCAGGAAGAAGGAGAGUUAGCACAUGACUGCAUGGAGGUGAUUGAACAAGUGUAUGCCAGCCGAAUGGAUUUGAAAGAUGUUCCAAUGGAAGACCCGGAUUGGGAACUGUUUACCGACGGGUCCAGCUAUGUAGAAAAUGGUACCAGGUAUGCGGGAUAUGCAGUGGUAACAGUUACCACUGUAGUGGAAGCAAAGGCCUUGGUCCCUGGAACGUCAGCUCAGCGAGCUGAGAUCAUUGGACUCACUAGAGCCCUAAUAUUAAGUUCCGGGAAGAAAGUGAAUAUAUGGACUGAUUCUAAAUAUGCUUUCGGGGUUGUGCACAUUCAUGGUGCCUUGUGGAAAGAACGAGGGUUAUUGAACUCUCAGGGAACUACCAUCAAAUAA
Messenger RNA from Poecile atricapillus (Black-capped chickadee), 3588 nucleotides. RefSeq lists its product as uncharacterized. The record is from RefSeq and is a predicted model, not a curated record. The transcript is spliced from 3 exons. NCBI's taxonomy places the organism in Eukaryota, Metazoa, Chordata, Aves, Passeriformes, Paridae. Gene Ontology annotation, molecular function: RNA-DNA hybrid ribonuclease activity; aspartic-type endopeptidase activity; nucleic acid binding. Gene Ontology annotation, biological process: virion assembly; proteolysis. The coding region runs from base 1 to 3588 and encodes 1195 amino acids.